Messenger RNA from Ascochyta rabiei, 2253 nucleotides. RefSeq lists its product as uncharacterized. NCBI's taxonomy places the organism in Eukaryota, Fungi, Ascomycota, Dothideomycetes, Pleosporales, Didymellaceae. Gene Ontology annotation, cellular component: fungal-type vacuole membrane. Gene Ontology annotation, biological process: calcium ion transmembrane transport; intracellular calcium ion homeostasis. The transcript has a single exon. Gene Ontology annotation, molecular function: calcium:proton antiporter activity. Bases 1 to 2253 code for a protein of 750 amino acids. The record is from RefSeq and is a predicted model, not a curated record.
AUGGGAGAACCCGACGAUCCUUCUUUAUCGCGCAGUGUCAAGUCAAAGGCAGCUGCCGCACUUGGACUGGGACGCAAGCCGGUCACCUCACAGCCCGUCCUCCCCACCGCUAACAGCCACACUUCCCCCACGCGUGCUGGCUCCAACACCAGCACUCUCAACAACGAGAAGCGCGAUGAGCACCACAACCAUGCCAUCGCCCAUGUCAAUACCCAGGGAGAUGGAGCUGCGUCUCCCGCCAUAGAGACCCCUAAGGCGCCGCUCUCCACCCGCAUGAAGAACGGCUCUCUUCGAUUCCUCUCCCACACCAAGAAUGCCUUGACACACAGCUGGAUCAACAUCCUGCUUGUCUUCGUGCCAAUCGGUAUCGCCGUUAAGGUAGUCGGUCUCAAGGCCGAGAUUGUCUUCUCCAUGAACGCUAUCGCCAUCAUUCCACUCGCUGGAUUGUUGGCGCACGCAACCGAAGUUGUCGCCGAGCGCGUUGGAGACACUCUGGGAGCUCUGCUCAACGUCUCCUUUGGAAAUGCAGUUGAGUUGAUUCUCUUCAUCAUUCUGCUUGCCUCCGACCAAAUCGAAGUCGUGCAAGCCUCGCUGCUGGGCUCCAUCCUCGCAAACUUGCUGCUCAUCCUGGGCAUGGCCUUCCUGCUGGGAGGUCUCAAGUACCAGGAGCAAGUUUACAACAGCACCGUCACCCAGAUGAGUGGUGUCAUGCUUGCUCUAGCUGUCAUGAGUCUGCUGCUGCCCACUGCAUUCCACGCCGCUUUCAGCGACAAUGCCAUUGCCGAUCAUGAGACUCUCUACGUCAGCCGUGGCACCAGUGUCAUCCUGCUGAUCGUCUACGGCCUGUACUUGCUCUUUCAACUCAAGAGUCAUCGAUACCUGUAUGCCAGUACUCCUCAGCACAUCAUUGACGAGGAGUCACAUCCUGGUGUUCUGGCUGGCGCUUUCGACUCGUCCAGCUCUUCGUCUUCCUCCAGCUCGAGCAGUGAUGACAGUGAUGGUUCUUCGCAUUCUUCUGGUACGCUGCAGCGCAAGGCCAAGCGUAUGGUGCGCAAGCUCCGUCGCAAGUCCAGCGCCAGCUCCAAGGAUGGGUUGUCUGCCCUGUCUGGUGUCGAGGGCGCCCGGACCGCUCGUAUUGAGAGGAAUGCUAGCGUUGGCAGCUCUGUUCCUCGCCAUUUCGACGACCCGAUCAUCAGUGGCGACGAAGCCGAUGAAGACAUCAACGCACCCCGUGUGCGUGACUUCGAGGUUGCCUCGCACGCAUCAGUCCCUCACACUAAGCGUGAGAAGCGCAAGCACAAGGACAGAAGCAAGAGCAAGAAGCACCACAAGCAUGGCGAGUUUGUUGAUGAGAAGGUGGCAGGGCCGGAGCCCAAGCCUAGGGUUGCUUUUGCAGAAGAGGUGCAACAAGGCGAAGCUGCGCCAGUGACCGGGCGUCGUGCUUAUCGACCUGGUCUGCCGUCGCUGCUUUCCAACAACGUUUUCUCAAAUCCACAAAACCUCGCCCCGGUUGGCGGGCCUGCCCCCAACAUCCGCAUGGCCGCUCCGAGACAGCAGACCCUUCGACGGUCUAGAUCUUUGCCAGAACGCAUAGACCGGACGCAAUUGCAUACCAGCACUAACAAUGGCAAAGCUCCCGCUCCUCUCCAGCAGGCAGCCAUCGUUCGUGACGACGAGGAUGACCAUGCCCUCGAUAUGUCGAUCAAGGCUGCUAUCUUUAUGUUGCUCAUCAGUACCGGCCUCGUCGCUGUCUGUGCGGACUUCAUGAGUGACGCUAUCGAGCCCAUGGUCGAGACCUCUAAUAUCAGCCAAGCCUUCAUCGGUCUUAUCAUUCUGCCCAUCGUCGGAAAUGCUGCUGAGCACGUUACAGCCGUGACCGUCGCCAUGAAGAACAAGGUCGACCUGGCUAUCGGUAUCGCUGUUGGCUCUUCCAUUCAGAUUGCCAUUUUCAUCACACCUGUUAUUGUCAUCUUAGGCUGGAUCAUGGGCAAAGAGAUGACACUUUACUUCAACAUCUUCGAGACUGUCGCGCUCUUCGUGACGGUCCUCGUGGUUAACUUCUUGGUGCUGGACGGCAGGAGCAACUACCUUGAGGGUAGUCUGCUCAUCGCUGCCUAUAUCAUCAUUGCUCUUUCGAGUUUCUUCUAUCCCGAUGGCUGCGAGGCAUCUGCAAUUGGUGGCAACGAGAAAGCAUGUGGAAACGCAGCGUCUCAUGCUGCGCAGAUGAUGGUCAAGCGUCUGGGUGGAUACUAG